Molecule: messenger RNA, 1377 nt
Organism: Penicillium verhagenii
Lineage: Eukaryota; Fungi; Ascomycota; Eurotiomycetes; Eurotiales; Aspergillaceae
Product: N amino acid transport system protein
Exons: 2
Coding region: 1-1377 (458 amino acids)
Biological process (GO): amino acid transmembrane transport
Cellular component (GO): vacuolar membrane
Molecular function (GO): amino acid transmembrane transporter activity
Source: RefSeq, a predicted model, not a curated record
AUGUACGCCAACAAGAAAGAGGCCGACGAUCAGAUCGGCGCUGAGCCGGUCUCAGAUAUGAUGAUGGAUUCCGAUAUCAAUGAUCGCGAGAAGCAGAUCUACCACGGUGGCAUGGAAAAGUUCAGCCGACUGGGAUGGAAGCGUUUGACAAUUGUCCUGAUCGUCGAGGCUGUUGCUCUGGGAAGUUUGUCGAUUCCUUCCACCUUCGCCACCCUCGGUAUGGUGGCUGGUGUUAUCUGCUGUGUUGGCAUCGGUCUCAUCGCGGUGUACACCAGCUAUAUUAUCGGUCAAGUCAAGGUCAAAUUCCCGCAUAUUUCCAACUACCCUGAGGCUGGUCGACAGAUGUUCGGUCGGUGGGGAUACGAGAUCCUUUAUAUAAUGCUGUGCCUGGAACUUCUUCUGUCCGCUGGAUCUCACUGUCUGACGGGAACUAUUGCUUUCACGAAUAUCACCGACAGCAACAUCUGUGCUGUGAUCUUUGGAGUUGUAUCCGCUGUUAUUCUGCUUAUCUUCGCCAUCCCGCCCAGCUUCUCUGAGAUGGCGAUUCUGGGUUACGUUGAUUUUGCGUCUGUUAUUCUUGCCAUCGGUAUUACCAUUAUCGGAACCGGUGUCGAAGCAUCAAACUCGACUGGUGGACUUGCUGCCGUCGACUGGUCUGCGUGGCCCAAGGAAGGACUCACUUUCGCCGAGGCAUUCAUUGCUCUCUCCAACAUUAUCUUCGCCUAUAGCUUUGCGCUUUGCCAAUUCUCCUUCAUGGACGAAAUGCACACCCCAACUGACUUCCCUAAGUCGAUCUGGACCCUCGGUCUCGCUGAGAUCUUUAUUUACACCCUAACUGGCGCCCUCUGCUAUGCCUUUAUCGGCCAAGAUGUUCAGUCUCCUGCCCUCCUGUCUGCUGGUAGUCUGCUUAGCCGGAUCGCCUUUGGAGUUGCUCUUCCGGUCAUUUUCAUCAGUGGCUCCAUCAAUACGGUGGUUCUUGGGCGAUUGAUUCACGGCAGAAUCUUCGAAGGAUCUACUACUCGCUUCAUUAACACUAAGAUGGGCUGGAUUACCUGGCUUGCAGUUGUUACUAUCCUCACAAUCCUGGAAUUUGUUGUCGCUGAGGUUAUCCCCUUCUUCGAUGAUUUGCUCUCUGUCAUCUCCUCACUCUUCGUCUCCGGCUUCACCUUCUAUUUCCCGGCAAUUAUGUGGUUCAUGUUCAUUCGCAAGGGUAGCUUGUUCACCCCUAAGAACAUGGCCAUGGCCUUGCUCAAUGGACUAAUUUUCGCCAUUGGUCUUAUCGUUUUGGUUGCGGGAACAUACGCUAGUGUUGUCGAUAUUAUCAAUUCCUACAAAGAGGGUACUGUCGGGGGUGUUUUCUCGUGUACUGCCUCGUAG